AUGGCUUCAGCCCAUCAUAAUGCUGUUCGCUCCAGGCAAGCGUCUCAUAGCUCAGCUUCGGCCGUGGAGGAAACAAUGGAUCACGACUCUCCUGCUGGGGGUUUUGAUGACACGCCCAUUCCCGAUGCUCCGCCUGGGUUCACCCUCAAAUUCACCAUUCAUCGAGCCCAGAAUCUCCCUUUGGGCGACUUUGGCUCCAUGUCCUCAGACCCUUAUGUACUUUUGAUUCUCAACACGGAUCUGGCCCGCCGCCACCCCCAGGAUCCUGAUAUAACUUUUCGCACCCCUACCAUCAGGAAGGAUAUCAAUCCGGUUUGGAACUGCGAGUGGAUCGUCGCCAACGUACCGGCGUCUGGGUUCCACCUGAAGUGCCGGGUAUAUGAUGAGGAUUUUGCCGACCACGACGAUAGACUGGGUACCGCAUACAUCGACGUCGAUGGCAUCGAUGAGAAUUGGAGCGGCUUCAAAGAACAGCAUUUUAAGGUUAGGAAAAAGACUGGCAGUAAUAGGGCGUAUUUGCUACGGUCCAUAGCAGCAACCUGCUCCAAGAACUUCAGCGUUAAAGGAGAGCUUAUCGUCAGCGUCGAAUGUCUGGGUAAGACCCCAGGCGAUCAAGGCGGACAUAUGUAUACCAUCGGCCCCAACUAUUGGACCCGUCAUUUUUCUCCCAUGAUUGGGAGGUUGGUGGGAACAAAGGAUUCCGUCCAACCGGGGACAGGCAAAAAACCUAUCACCAAAUAUAACUUUCAAGCAAUUCAAAUUCAGUUGACGGGACCCGUACCUUGGAGACUGUAUCAUCGAUAUGUCGAAUUUAAACCGUUUGUUGCCGGGAUGUUUAACGGCCAGAGUAUACGUGGACGCCUCCUGAACCACGCCCUGCACCAUCAACACGCUAGAAUAUACAAUUUCGAUCGAUCCACCAUGCAUGGCAUGUUCCCCUCGCCAUGUAUCGAACUCGCGCAGCAGUUCCUGGAGUUUGUGCACUACGAUCAAGGCGGUAGAAUUUUCACUUAUGUCCUCACAUUGGAUGGGCAGUGGCGGUUUACCGAAACAGGAAAAGAAUUCGGAAUCGACUUACUGAGCAAACACACUAUGCAUAGUGAUGUAUCUAUAUAUAUCGCUUAUUCUGGCGAGUUCUUCGUCCGUCGAGUACAUCAUCACCACCACCACCACCAUCACAAUCGCCGUCACAGUCAUAAAGAGAAAGCCAUUGAUUCAAUUGUGCCUGAUGGUGGAAACAAACAAACCGAUGCAGCUCCUAACAGAUCACAAGAUUCUGUGAUUGUUUCAAUUGACCCUGCAGAUUAUGAGCUUGUAAUAGACAAUGAUAGCGGAACAUACCGACCAAAUGCAUCUCUGCUGCCAUUACUGAAGGAGUUCUUGGAGAAAAAUUUGCCAGGACUUAAGAUAACCACCCUGGAUUGCCAAAAAGAUGCAGAGGAAAUGAAUAAAUUGAAAGAAGAGCAAAGAGAGCGGAAGAAAGCUACCGGCAGGCACAUUGCGUAUCUCCAACGACGAGUAAGCUCGUCAUCAUCGUCAAUCUCGAGCUCUGAUGAGGAAGAGCUCGAGCAACGAAUGGGCCAAGCGCCAAAACAUAAGAACCCACUUGCCCAAAAGCUUCACUGGAUGAUGGACCCCAAAGCGAGAUAUAAAGAGUGGGUGGUUACGGGCCAUGUAGGCCGAUCCCCUGUGGCAGAUGAACAUUUUCAAUCCUGGCCGAUGGAUACACAACAUCACCCCGAAACUGGAGAAGCGUCCCGGCCCGCACAGCCGCCCCAGCCCGCAAAUAAUUGA
Messenger RNA from Coccidioides posadasii C735 delta SOWgp, 1794 nucleotides. RefSeq lists its product as uncharacterized. Gene Ontology annotation, biological process: positive regulation of gene expression. The record is from RefSeq and is a predicted model, not a curated record. Lineage: Eukaryota; Fungi; Ascomycota; Eurotiomycetes; Onygenales; Onygenaceae.